Messenger RNA from Cryptomeria japonica (Japanese cedar), 3302 nucleotides. RefSeq lists its product as uncharacterized. Bases 145 to 2901 code for a protein of 918 amino acids. Gene Ontology annotation, molecular function: nucleic acid binding. The record is from RefSeq and is a predicted model, not a curated record. The transcript is spliced from 13 exons. Lineage: Eukaryota; Viridiplantae; Streptophyta; Pinopsida; Cupressales; Cupressaceae.
AGAGGUCAAUAAAUAUUUUCAUGUAUGUGGUAAUCCAGAAUUUUUACCUAUCAUAUCCUACUUUUAUUUGAAUGAAGACGAAUGUCCAAUCCAGUUGUUCUGGAUGAAGAGACGGCAGCGGAAGAGAAGUUACAGUAGAGCAGCAUGAAGAGUAUUCAACCAUUUCAAUUCUCACCGUAUUCAGAUUGUUUAUGGAAGCCCCGUACCGUGAAGUUAACUCCUCUCCGUUUGCCAUCGCGCAAUAAAAAACAUCUUAUUUUGGGUGCAAUUGGAAAUGGCGAGAACAGAGCAAGCCAAGAUGUUGAAUUGGACCAACAACAAACAAUGGAUCUCCAAUUUGGCAUUCGUAUUGGUGAAGACUCAGAAGAAACCUCGUCGAAGGUCAUAGGGAAGAAAGCUAUCAAGGGAAUGGAUGGUCUCCUAUUAAAACGUCCAUUGCCAAAUUUAUUGACAAAAACUGAUGUACGGAAGCUAACUGACAUUCCAAGUAGCCAGACUGGUUCUAAAAACAAUACAGAAAAGAGAAAAUCUCUUGAUCUUGUUCGUCCGGUCAAAAGAAAGGAAGGAAAAGAGGCCGUCUCUUCUGAUCUGACUAGACUUGGUAUCCAUACAAAAACAUUUCCUGCAGGAUCUAAUUCUAUGAAUAUUACUGAUGAAGUUUUACUAAGAAAGCCAUAUGCACAAAACAAGGGAUCUGAAACUCUUGGAUUUGUAUCCCGCCCAAUAACACCAUACUUUUUAUCAAACAAAAAGGAAGACAAGUCUAAAAGGCACUUGGAAGAUACUGGCUUGCUGCGAAGGCCUGAAGCUCAAGUGACAAGAAUUGAUAAUAACUCGAAUGAGAUCCCCGGGGAUUUGAAAGCAGAGGAGGUCAUAAUUGAGGAUUUAUUAGGAUCAAAAACUGAUAAUGCCAAUGCUCAAGCUGCUGCACAUAAACAAAACAGUGAGAGAGGAGACAUGAAAAGAGAACACAAAAUAUCAGCAAUCAGGCCAACUAUGCCCAAAAAUCUACUUAUGUCGACAGCCCAUGAAAUGGAUUCCCACAAUUCAAAUAGAAAUGCAGAGCAUGAAAGCUACCAUGAAAUGCAUGGCAAGGAAGAUGUGAGCAGUUUUUCUUCCAAAGAAUCUCAAGAGAUGAAUGACUCUGCUCCAGCAUCAGUUAAAAGUGACAAGAUGUUUAAGGUAGAUGCCAAUGUAUCAGGCCUCGUGGCAACUCCUCCAGCAAAGAUGAAUCACCAGCAAGCAAAACAAUGCAUUCAGGAUAGCAAAGAAGGUGCAGAUUAUAAAGUAGAAUCACAUUCCAUACAGCAGACAACUAGCGUUGGUUUGGAAUCUGUAAAGCUCAAGGUUCUUCGUCCUAUGGGAUCUCCAAGAGUUUAUCUUUCUGAAGAAAAUGUUGUCAAAAGGAAAACUAGGGAGGAUUUACCUAGACAUCCUUUGGUCAAUGAAAUCUCAGGCCAGCAUAGCAUUCGUGUUUGUUCUGAACCUGAUACAGGUUUGGACUCGCCCCCUUGUGGGAAAGAAUUGGAAGAGAAGACACACAUCAGCGAUGGGCCUGAAGAUGAUUCUGAGAAGACUUUCUCUCAUUUGAUAAAUUCCUUUCCAUCUGAUCAUUCAGAUGGAGCUGAAGAUGUUUUAGAUAAAAAAGUGCAUCAAUCUACUUCAGAUGAUUCUGAGCUUCAGAAGCUUUUGCAUGAAAUGGUUCCCCAUGCUAGUAGUAGACAUACCAAGAAAUUUGAAAGUAAUGUGCAGAUUUCAAAUCAGGCCAAAGAGAUCUCCUCACAGGCCGUAGAGGAAGGCGAAGAUCAUGAUUGGGCACUUGCUGAAAUUUUGCAUGGUUCAGGAGGAUUUGAAGAAGUUGAGCUACUCAGCUGCAGUAACAUUGGAUUUGUUGUAUCAUUUGGCUCACUUUUGGGGUUGCUGCCAUACCGUGACCUCAGUUUUAAAAAGAGGCCCUUUCCUUUUGAAGUAUGGCUACAAAAGAAGGUUUCAGAUCCCUCGAAAUUUCAGAAAGAAUUAGGGUCAGAAAGUGGUGCUCAAUUUAAUAAUAGCAUGCCAAUGCCGGGAUUGACUUUUCCAAAUAAUGAAGCUGCUAUACAAUCUGAAGACCAAAAAUCUGCCAUGACAGCUCAUGAAUCCCAAAAUCUUCUUAAUUUGUACAAUCAAGAUAGAACAAAGUUCCUGUCUUCGUUUUUAGGUCAGAAAACAAGAGCAACUGUAACAUUAGUGGACAGAAAAUCUGGGAGGCUCCUAUUCUCUGAGAAGGCAAAAGAAAAUCGAGAGUCUAUAGAGAAGAAAGCAAGUGUAAUGGAUAGACUGAAUAUUGGAGACAUUGUUACUUGUCAAGUUACAGGAAUCAAUUCGUUUGGUGUCUUUGUUCAGCUGGAAGGUGUGAGUGCUUUGAUUCAUGAUUCAGAGCUAUCAUGGGAUCCAGACUGGGAUGCAAAUUUGCACUUGCAAGUUGGGGAGGUACUAAAGGUCAAAGUUUGUGGGCUGGAUCGUUCUCGUCAUCGCAUCAACUUAUCCUUGAAACAACUAAAGCCUGAUCCGUUGCUUGAGAAUCUGGAAUCAAUUCUUAAGGAAGAUGAUGAUCAUACAAGUAGCAGCCUUGAGCAUGCUGAGCUCAAUAGUGAGUGGCCUGAGAUUGAAUCUCUUAUAAGAGAAUUGGAGGCGGAGGAUGGCAUUCAGAAUGUUUCAAAAGGUCGCUUGUUGCUUAGUACUGGGUUAGCUCCUAGCUUCCAGGUUUAUUUGUCUGAUACACAUGGAGACCAAUACAAGAUCCUUGCUAGAUCUGAAAAUAGAAUACAGGAGAUUAUUGUGCAGGCGUCACUUGACAGAGAUGGGAUGAAGUCAGCUGUUGUUUCCUGUACAUCUCGAGUAGCACAAGGAGGAGGUCAAUAGAUGGCAUGUGGGGAAUGCCUAUAUUGCGAUUCUCUUAAUAAUUUAUAACUGCAUGUCCUUUUGUUUAAGAAAUCAAUUUAGAAGGAAUAAAGUAAUUGCUUGUAAGCUUGGUUUGAAUUGUCAUUUACCUGAUUUGAGCAUUAUUUUUCCAUAGCUGUGGCCUUCGAUGAAUCAAUAUAUUCAUUUUGUAGUAACAGGAUUUUUAAUGGUGGUAAUGGGUGCGAAGCUCUCAGGCUAAUAGUCAUUGUAGAUAGAAGUUUACUGUAUGUAGACCAUGUAAAAUUGAUCUAUUGAUAGCUUCUGAGAAAUAAGAUCCUUUAUCACUCUUAGUCUUGUCAUUAAAUAUUUUAUUAUAUCAAAAUAACAUGAAAGGUUCAAAUUAGCAGUAUCAUUCAUUUCAA